CGGCCACUCGGUCAGGGAGGGCUCAAACCUCAGUGUUGUGGUAGACGCCGUGUUGGGAGGGUGUAGCACCGAUCCCGUCCUCUGACUCGCUCGCCUGGAUCUACUUCACUCGGGAACUUUAUCACGGUCACGUUGAUCAAUUUGUUAGCAGAAACCAGUUGAGAGCGACCCAAGGACUGUUGGGCGGCGUAAGAUGUGUAGAUCUGGAUAAUUCUUGUGAUUUGUACUUUCAAAAUAUUAGGCUACGAGUGACUGAACAUUUGAUGUACUGUACCUUGUUGGGUGUUAGUGGCGGCCUUGAGGUGAUGGCUCGGUGGUGUAGCGGCCACAACGUGUUCUGGCCCUAGUUUUGACACCCCCUGGCCACCCACUGACAACACUGCCAGUCGUCCAGGUGGUGGCAGAGGUCAGCAUGCAGCGGCGCGCCCCCAGUGUGGGUGCAGUAGUAGAUAAACUGGAGCACGUGUGUGAGGUGACAUGUGUGUGGCAGGCGGCGCCCUCAUCCACGCCCACCGUCACGUGACCCCAACACCCGCCCACCUCCACCACCAUGACCCUCAUUGUGCCGCGAGGUGAGGACGCACUCUCCUCCACCAGUGAUGACGCCGACAGCGGGUGCCUGGCGAGCUCCCCCGACGAAACCAAGGAGGAGGGGCGUCACCUGAGUGAAGGCUACCUUGCCACUCAGCUCAAGCGGCUGUCCCUGCCUGAUAUCGUGCCGUGUCAGGGCGUGGAAGGAAAGGAUACACCCACGCCCACCGCGCCCGCACGUGUCCACACAGUGAGUUUACAUAAACCAAAUAUGCAAUACCAGGGUGGUCUGGGUGGAACAGAGCCAGACCAGAACGGAAGUAGCGAAUGUGAUAAGGACCAGGUUAUACUGGAUCGGGCGGACGGUAUCAAUGGUGAAACAGGAACUCAGUGUGAGGGAGUGACGCACGAGUGUCGAAUCAGCGUAGACUCGAUUCCGAACUGUGUUGACGCUUGUGAGAGAGAACUGGAGGGCCCCGCCACCAUCACGGCCCCGGAGGUUCUUCAAGCAUCGCAAAUAAACAAUCAGUGUCGCGAGCCUCACGUGCCAAGUGAAUGCAUUCCUCACACAGACCAAACAAACAGCCCACUGGUGCAGGCAGCGGCGUGCAGCACCAACACCACCACCAACAGUUCGACGAGUCUUGACGUCUCUGAAACAUUAGACACAACCCAUCCCCCAACCAGGGAAAAGUGGAGUGAAAAUGGAGAUGUGAAUGGAGGUUGUGGUGGUGUUUUGAGGGCCCCCCGUAGUGGUAAUGACGGAGGGGUUAAUGAUGAUGUGCGAGCUUCUGAAGUUAAUGGCGACGCAGGUAAUAAUUUAGGUGGCGAACAUAACUCUUGUGGCACACGAGAAAGGGAAAGUAGCACAGGUAAUACCGGUGAAGGUCAUAGUGACAAACAUAACGCGAAAAACACCUUAAUCAUAGGAAUUGACACGAGUGAUGAUAAAUCUAUACAAAGUGAAAGUAAAUCCGAAGGAAUGGUGAAGUGUAAUUUACGAGAAAACGAAGAGUUAAUGAGAAAUGACAAAGAAAUUGAUAUUUACGCAGCUAAGCAGAAAAUUAACAUUCUUCGGCAGAAUUUUCUUUCUUCGCUGUCUGCAGAUGAUGAUGAUGGCUGUGAUCCUCCUGACUUUGUGGUUUUGCCUCAUCACGUUGAUAGUCAGUUCCAAGGGGAGGAGGAAGACUCAGUCCUCGAGAGAAGAAGCAAAAGUGAGGAGGGAGUUGAGGGACUCGUUGAGGCAAUAAAGAUCCCGGGCUGUGAGAGCGACGGCGCUAAUGUGGGUGAUUUACAGCAGGAAGCCGUGAACAAGAGGGCGGAGGUGGUGGAGGCAGGUGCCGGGGUUGAGCCAGCUAGUGCUACUGCUCCUGCUGUGUCGGCCGUGACGGUACACCUCUCACACCACCGUCCUGGAACAUCUAGUCUGGAAAAAGAACACCAUGGGAACACCCCCCUGGACGACGUUCCCAUCGCGAACGUGGGACCAGCGGGGAAGGUGAGUGUCGAAUCACAUCUAAUGUUGACGACAGACAAUUCCAAAACAAGAUCCGUGGAACCAGACACCCCAGGGAGUAUUCAGAUCGCCACACAAGACGUUAAAGUUUCCCCCGGUGUGUCGAUGGCCCCUGGGAGUGGGAACAUGAGGCUCGGGUGUGAUAUUACAGCCGGGGGCUCACUGGAAGGUAGUGGUGACACGGUUAACUCCAGCUCUGUGAACCCCCUCCACACCACCCCACCUCCUGUGCCCCAGCUGCCACCCACUCCACCAUGUUCCCCACCCACACCCUCUUCUCAACACUUCUCCACUCCACACACUGAAGAGGACCCUAAUCUACAGACCACUUGCUUGAAAGGUCAAUCUGUAAAUUUAGUUAAUCUGUUGAUGCAUCAGUCCAGGAAACAUAAACGCUUACAUAGAUUACGACCUCCUGAUAUCCAAGUGUGUUCUUCCAUAAACAACAACUUGCAGCACGAAGGAGGGGACGAGGCGGAGUGGCAGGCGGGGAGUGACUGUGAGACGCACUUGCUUCACUCGACGCCGCCGCCACCCGCGCAACCGCCCAGGCAACAUGGAAAUCCACACGUGCAGCGCCUCGCCGCCAACGCUCAUUGCGGAACGGAGGACCAGUUGUGUCACCACCCUCCGCAGUCACUCGAGGGAAGCCCAGGCGACGACCAGCAGUCUAAGGGCACGGAGGGAGACACACAGGGACAGCAAUCUGACACAUCCAACAGCAAUGGGUGUGGCAGUUACCUCGUAAUCCCAUUAUCCGGAGAGCCACCCUCCCUAGCUGACGUUGCUGGCGGGCCAACCAGAUACAAUAGUCGAGUGGAAAAAUGUCCAGAUGAAAGUGUGCAUGUUAAUGAAAGCGUCAUUGUGUCAGGACCCGCAGUGACCAGGGCGGGGCAGAAUGCCAAACACUUAAUAAACUUUACACCAAACUCUCUUGGUGGUGGAGUCGCUGUAGACAACCAAAGAACAGGACCAAGAGCUACCUCAUCCUCAAGCAACUCUCAAGUAAAUGGAGGAGUGACGCCGGCAACCAACUUACCUGAUUGUGAUAGUGGAGUGAGUGAGACGAAGAAUGCGGUAGGUGGUGGUGGUGGUGGUGCUAGUGACAAUGAUAAUGUUUUUGAAAGUGACUCUUGCUGUAGUGAGGGUUCGUGUUUGGACUAUCUGAACUUUGAGCGUGGGAACAAUGUUGAUAGUGACAACGAAUAUGAUAUAGAACAGAAAAAUAGGUUACGUGAAGCGUGUAAGGACAUAGCGCGAGCUCUGAACGCCCUCCCUGCACCGAUGCCUCAAGAAGACUCGGUUCCGGUUCGGGUGGCGAGCAAACCACCCAACCCGAGACUGCAGUACCGGGACCAAGAAGUGGAGGCUCACCUCUCGGACUCGGAGGGACAACCAGGGGUGGACAGGUUGCAGGUGAGUGUCCGGAGCACUGGCACGAGCACGGCUUCAGACGAUGAACGCAGGAGUAGCUUCUACGAUAACUGCGGCAUGAACGGGGGCUCGUGUGAUUGCGGUCACUGCCACACUAGUGAUGUAGAGGAUCACACCCGACCAUCCAAGAGGCCUCCAGUGAUCUUGGGUAAGUGGGAGGCAAAGAAGCACACCGAGAAGGACCGGCACAGCUGCGGCAGUGGGCAGGACACGAGUGAUUAUGAGCUGGAGGACGAGGGUUUCAGGACAGAUGCUGGGGAAGGAUGUCGUACUGAUGAGUUUGAUGCUGUCACCACGUCGGAUGACAACGACUAUGACGACGACUAUUGCCAGACGGAUGACUGCGGCGAGGAGUGUGAUUACUGCAGUGGGGAUGACGCCGAGGAUGAAGGGGAGGACACGUGUUACUUCUGUAAGCACAAUCAGAGUCUUAGUCCUGUCUGUAAACAUCCGGGCGUCAUAACAAACGGGAUUCUCAAGUCGCUCAGUGUGCGACGGUCGCACGAGAAGGAGGCUGUACGAGUACCCCGCCAGAGGUCUCUGGCCCUGCAGGCCGCCAUACAGCGUCGUCGACUCACGCGUCAGGGACUUGUAGCUAUUCGAGAGUCCAGUAUUACGAGUGACGAGCUUCCGGAGUCCGAGGAGGAACGUUCCAACGACGGAAGCAAUUGUGACAUUUCUAGUAGCUGGCGGUAUGGUCUGUGUCGUGACAUGACAGUGUCCAGAGACUCUACCCUCCGCAGUGUCCGUAGUGAAAAAAGCUCCUCGUCUUUACCAACGGUUAAAGAGAGACAUAGGCAUAAAGAAAAGUCUAACUCUCUACCUGGAGCGAAUUCCCGGUCCUUAGCGAGUGAACUGACAGUGAGACAAGCACUAGGUAGUAUGAUGACUCUGAGACAGAUCUCCACCUCUGAAGAUGAGUCUGGCUCACAUGGGUCCCUCCCUCGUCUGCCACCUCGUCCACCUCGCGCUCCUCGCAUGCGGCCUCCUCUAACCCCCAGCCCACCGGGAGGGGGUGGUGCGCUGCCCCCUGCCUCCCCCAACAGCCCCCGUCCAGCCAUGGGUGUGCAGAGUCUGCAGCAGCAGCAGCAGCGGUCACCGGGGACACCUCGAGCACUGCAUGUCUCUGGUCUGCCUGUGGCGCCACGCACCGUGGCCCCCCGCAGCCCCAGCAACCCCAACCCUCCGUAUGGUUUCCCGACGGCUGGGUCGGCCCUCCUGUGUCCUGGCAGCCCAGGACCCGCAGGACGGACCACGCCUUCCCCUGGGACCAGCGAGGGAGCUCCCCCGGCGUCUCCCCGCAUCAAUAGCCGGGCGGGGGCACUGGUCACCCGUAACUUCUCAAUCAGCGAUGACGAGGGCGGCGGGCGAUGGACAGGCGGGAGGCGGCAUGUGACCAUCACGAGGCACGAGAGUGUGUACCGGGAGGUGGCCGAGAAGGGCUACCACCUGCUGCCCGGAUCACCUGUCGACCCCUACUGGCUCACCUGGAAACUCGGGGUUCUGCAGAAGACGGUGGAAGACGUAAAUGGUCGCCUGGAGGAUGCGGAGAAGACUGCAGAGUCCUGGGGACCUGUGCCCCAUGAUCCUAACCUCGCAGACCAACAUGCUCAUAAUGUCAGGAAAUUCCGUGAAGGAUUAGCCGAGUUGCAAAGGGGUAUUGAUGACGUCAAUGAUCAAGCUGCCCGCUUCUCUGCUCACAAUGUACCUCUGACUCCAGCAAACUCUGCCAAGCUUCAUGACCUCAAUAACAGAUGGAAGACAUUGGAGACGGCAGUAAACGAUAGGUGGCGGAAAGUGGCUGGCAGGUCGAGGGAGGUUACACCACUCACCCCGGCCCAGCUGGCAUCCUCAGUCUCACCACCCUGGGAGAGAGCCACCACCAGCAACAAAGUGCCUUAUUACAUCAACCAUGACCAGGAGAGUACACACUGGGACCAUCCUGUCAUGAUGGACUUGCUAGACUCUCUCACAGAGUUUAACCACAUCAAGUUCUCGGCUUAUCGUACGGCCACAAAACUCCGGAUGCUCCAGAAGAAACUAGCAUUGGAUCGUGCCAAAAUGCAGAUGGCCACAGAUAUAUUUGACGAACACGGCUUACGAGGCCAGAAUGACAGAUUGAUCGACGUCGGCGACAUGGUAGUGGUGCUGUCUGCCCUCUAUGCCAACAUAUCAGCCGAUCAUCCCGACGUCAACACGACACUGGCAAUGGACCUGUGUCUUAAUUGGCUCCUAAAUGUUUAUGAUAGCCAGAGAACAGGGCAGAUGAGAGUCCUGUCUUUCAAGAUUGGACUCGUAUGUCUCUGCAGGGGACACCUGGAAGAAAAGUACAGAUAUAUGUUCCGUCUGAUUGCGGAUCCUAACCGCCUCGUGGACCAGAGGAAGCUGGGUCUCUUGCUGCACGACUGCGUGCAAGUUCCUCGGCAGCUGGGGGAGGUGGCUGCCUUUGGCGGAUCCAACAUUGAACCAUCUGUGCGCAGCUGCUUUACUAAGGCUGGCAAAGACAGGGAAACAAUUGAGGCUGUGCACUUCCUGACAUGGGUACAGCAAGAACCUCAAUCCCUUGUUUGGCUGGCUGUGCUACACCGUGUUGCUGCCUCAGAGAGCAUUCAGCAUCAGGUGAAAUGCAACAUCUGCAAAGCUUACCCAAUCGUGGGCCUGAGAUAUCGUUGUCUCAAGUGCCUGAGUUUUGACAUGUGCCAACGGUGCUUCUUUGACGGUCGAAGUGGCAAAAGCCAUAAAAUUACGCAUCCCAUGCACGAGUAUUGUACAGCUACAACUGCUGGUGAAGAUGUAAAAGAUUUUACUAAGGCCCUCAAGAAUAAAUUCAAAUCAAAACGAUCUCUUCAGAAGCAUACAAAGAAGGGCUACCUACCAGUUCAGACUGUAUUGGAGGGUGAUCCUUUAGAGUCACCUUCACCAUCCCCACAGCACAAUGUCACCAGUCAAGAUAUGCACUCGCGUUUAGAGCUGUACGCUUCUCGGCUGGCCGAGGUCGAACUGAGAACAAACUCCAAUUCUACACCCGACAGUGAGGAUGAGCAUGGGUUGAUUGCACAGUACUGUCAGUCACUUAGCUCUUCUGAUGCCCCACUGCCAGUGCCACGAUCCCCAUUGCAAAUAAUGGCUGCAGUCGAUGCCGAACAAAAGGACGAAUUGGAGCAAAUGAUCAGGGCACUCGAGGAAGAGAAUAGCGUGCUUCAGGCAGAAUACGAUCGCCUCAAAUCUCAGCAACCAGUGGGAUCUCCUCCCGACGACGGUCUAGGCGGGCAGCGUUCGGAAGCAGAAAUGCUGGCAGAGGCAAAGCUUCUCCGUCAGCACAAGGGACGCCUCGAGGCUCGAAUGGGCAUCUUGGAAGAGCACAACAGGCAGCUCGAGGCUCAACUCCAUCGACUGCGGCAACUAUUAGGAGAGCCCGGUGGCAUGAGUUCACCCAACAAGUCGGGGACUCUGCAGACCAAGUCGGUCACCGCUAGUCAGUUGGCCAUGGAUUCUCCCGCUAAAGUCAACGGACACUCAAACCAAGUGGGUGCCAGCAGUGCUUACGAUGGGUUAGAGCAAAUGAGCGAGUAUGUGCGACCGCCACCACCUCCUAUGGGAAGUGUGGCCCAUGUGGGGAACCUCUUCUCACGUGCAGCCCCAUACAGUAGAGGCUCGGGAUGGCGACCUGGGGAAGGCAGUUGGCACUCUGGUGGCCACAAUGACCCACGAGGGGGAGAGCGACUCGCCUAGCGAUGAGGACGACGAGGAUUCCGACGCUUCUCGUACCGGGGAGUCCAAGGCUGUGUAACUACCGACGUUUGGCCGAAGCUGUGGGCCGCAGGCGGGGGAAGAAACGGCCAAGACGAAAAUGGGAAAUUUUUUUACUCUGGCAAUUCUAAUAUAUGUAAUGUUAAUUCUAGGAAGCGAGGACGUGCUAAUUUAUGUUUCGUCCUGCGUUACAUCCAUAUCAGUUUUUAUACGCUCCUGAUAGAUUAUUCUGUACAUCAUCCUUUGGAAGAAAGAAAAAUUAGCACGUCUCUCGCUCAAAUCGACCGUGCACUAUUCGGGUAAGGAGAAACGAACGGGACGUCACAUCUCGGGACCGCCGACGAACCGCUCCGCGUCAACGUAGCGGCGAACGUCCGAAUCAAAAACGGGAUUCGGUUUCAAGUUGUGUGGUUAGACAAAUUUGUAUAGAUGAUGUAUCAUAAAACUUCUUUUUCAGCUUGCAUAUAAAAUGAGCAUAAGCGUUGUAGUCAUGUGUCAAUGGUGCAAAAUGAAAAACCCUAAAUGUGAUAAGUACCCCAAUUAAAGUUAAAAGUGUCAUUCAAUGAAGCCAAUUACUUGUUUUCAUUUAGUUUCUUCUUUUAGUGAAGGGCCGUCACAAUCUACCAAUGUUAAAUCAGCCUUCGAAUGCUGACUCAAGUGACCAUAUGUGUACAUAUCAUAGAUAUAUCAAAGUCAGAAUGCUAUAGAUCUAGAUUUUAUGAACCUGUUUUCCAGUUGUUAUGCUUGUUAUUAAUUACAUUGAUGCCUUAUUCUCUGUACUUGUGGCUGAGACACUUCUUAGCUACAUUACUUUAUGUUGCAAUCAAUUGAGUUUUUAAUUUAGUUUUGAAGUGGAUAAAUCAUGGUCAGGUUGUUUGCUCCUUAAUCAAUUCUUAAUAUUUGACUAUUGCUUAGAAUUAACAAAUAAAAGCGGCUAUGAUGUU
Homarus americanus (American lobster) is the source of this 8175-nucleotide messenger RNA. RefSeq lists its product as uncharacterized. The transcript is spliced from 18 exons. Bases 551 to 7213 code for a protein of 2220 amino acids. Gene Ontology annotation, cellular component: plasma membrane. Gene Ontology annotation, biological process: synaptic signaling. Gene Ontology annotation, molecular function: zinc ion binding; protein binding. Lineage: Eukaryota; Metazoa; Arthropoda; Malacostraca; Decapoda; Nephropidae. The record is from RefSeq and is a predicted model, not a curated record.